Dovyalis caffra is the source of this 735-nucleotide messenger RNA. Lineage: Eukaryota; Viridiplantae; Streptophyta; Magnoliopsida; Malpighiales; Salicaceae. The record is from the annotation of a GenBank genome assembly.
AUGGAUCCACUGUUUCCAAAUCACAGUCAUAAUGUAGGGACUUACACCAAUUACAUAGACUGCAAGAAGCUACUUGGCAACUCCCUCAUUCUUUUGGGAGAGAUUGGAGGAAAUGAUUACAACCAUGCAUUCUUUGGAGGAGUUAGCACUGAGAUUAUUCAAGAUCUUGUACCUUAUGUUAUUAACGCCAUAGGUUUAGCCAUCGAGGAGGUAAUUGAACUAGGAGCUAUAACAAUAUUGGUUCCUGGAAAUCUCCCAAUCGGGUGCUUGCCAUCCUAUCUAACAUAUUUUGAGGGUUCGGAUAAAAAAGACUAUGACCAAUUUACUGGUUGUCUUAACUGGCUCAAUAAAUUCUCCGAAGACCAUAAUCAACAACUUUUGGCAGAAUUAAACAAAAUUCAGAAGCUUCAUCCUCAUGCCAAAAUCAUUUAUGCAGAUUAUUACAAUGCUGUAAUGCCUUUUUACCACUCACCAAAUCUAUUCGGAUUUACAGGAGGUGUCCUAAAAGCAUGUUGUGGCUGGGGAGGAACAUACAACUACAAUUCAUCAGUUGAAUGUGGCAACCUACUCGCGAGUGUUUGCAAUAAUCCUUCCCUGUAUGUGAAUUGGGAUGGUAUACACUACACAGAAGCAACCUAUAGAUUGAUUUUUGAAUCCAUAAUAGAGGGCUCAUAUUCCUUUCCAUCUUUCAAAGCUUUGUGUAAUUUGGAUGGUAGGUAUUUUAAUUAUAAAUAG